ACGUAACACAUGGAAAGUUCCGGGCUAGCUGAAGGUCGAUUUUACUCGUAGCUAGCUUAGUGGCUGGAAACGUGUGCGUUUCUUUCUGCUACCAAACACUUAAAAUAGUUUUUAAAAUGCCGAGAGGGAGCAGAAGCCGAGGCUCCAGGAUGGCUCCUCCAGCCAGACGCCGGGCUCCACCUUCACCACCACCUAUGGCCAGGGCUGCGCCCCCGGCACCAGUGCCACCCACACCAUCGGCUGUGGGUGUGCCAGCCACUGCGCCCAGGCAGCCAGGUAUGUUCGCCCAGAUGGCAUCUACAGCUGCUGGAGUAGCUGUAGGGUCUGCUAUCGGACACACGAUUGGCCAUGCAAUGACUGGAGGCUUUAGCGGAGGACAGUCGGAGGCUGCUAAGCCUGAUGUCACCUACCAGGAACCAUACCAGCAGCAGCCACAGUCCAUGUACCAGCAGGGGGCAUCACAACAACAACAGGCCUGUGCUUAUGAGCUCAGACAGUUCAUUGAAUGUGCACAGACACAGAGUGACCUCAAGCUGUGCGAGGGCUUUAGCGAGGUUCUCAAACAGUGCAAGUUUGCUAAUGGUCUCUCGUGAGUCAUAAGCCUGGAGAACACAGGACGCCGUCAACAACUCUGGAUAUAAAAGAUGGUGUUAAUUCACAAGAAAUCAACAUAAUUUAAUGUUUGGCGAUUUAUUUUAAAUAACAUCAGUUUCUUAGGCGAGUACAUAAUUUGUAAAGAUUAUAAAUACUGUGAUAUAUUUUGGUGUUGAUUUAGGUUUGGUCGGUGUUCUCCAUUAGCCUCCAGUUCUGGAGCAGUUUGCUUGUAACAAGUGUAGGAUGAUGAAUAAUAAAUGUAAAAAUAAAUGAAUAACUGAAA
Molecule: messenger RNA, 877 nt
Organism: Thalassophryne amazonica
Lineage: Eukaryota; Metazoa; Chordata; Actinopteri; Batrachoidiformes; Batrachoididae
Gene: chchd2
Product: coiled-coil-helix-coiled-coil-helix domain containing 2
Exons: 5
Coding region: 117-593 (158 amino acids)
Biological process (GO): mitochondrion organization; positive regulation of transcription by RNA polymerase II
Cellular component (GO): nucleus; mitochondrion
Molecular function (GO): sequence-specific DNA binding
Source: RefSeq, a predicted model, not a curated record